Apis laboriosa (Himalayan honeybee) is the source of this 2554-nucleotide messenger RNA. RefSeq names its product LIM and SH3 domain protein Lasp. The record is from RefSeq and is a predicted model, not a curated record. Lineage: Eukaryota; Metazoa; Arthropoda; Insecta; Hymenoptera; Apidae. The transcript has 6 exons. Bases 300 to 1262 code for a protein of 320 amino acids. Gene Ontology annotation, molecular function: actin filament binding. Gene Ontology annotation, cellular component: focal adhesion.
GGCAGUGCAGUUUGGUGCGGCUCUGUGGCACCCUUGCAGUUCCGACUUCGAAGUUUUCCGCUGGCGUGUAUUAUUCUUCAUCGUAACGAUUGUUGUCGAAAACGUGCUUUGUUAUUAAUUUUCUGUAACCGUCUCGAUACGAAAGACCGCGCGGAUGUGUCGUUAGUGUGCACGUGUUCUUUACGUUCGCGCAGUGUUUCGUAAAGAGAAGAGGCCAAGAUACAUACGUACGCGGAACUGCAGCUGAAAGGGAGGAAAAGAGAAGAAACACAACGAAGAAGAAAAGGAAGAAGUAGAAGAUGAGCAAGACGUGCGCCCGCUGCGAGAAAACGGUCUACCCGAUCGAGGAGCUCAAGUGCCUCGACAAGAUAUGGCACAAACAGUGCUUCAAAUGUCAGGGCUGCGGCAUGAUCCUGAACAUGCGGACGUACAAGGGUUUCAACAAACAGCCAUACUGCGAGGCGCACAUACCAAAGGCGAAAGCCACCACAAUGGCGGAGACGCCGGAACUGAAACGUAUCGCGGAGAACACGAAGAUUCAAAGCAACGUGAAAUAUCACGCCGAAUUCGAGAAGGCGAAAGGCAAGUUCACCCAGGUUGCGGAUGAUCCAGAGACCCUGAGAAUCAAGCAGAACAGCAAAAUUAUCUCCAACGUAGCCUAUCACGGUGAACUUCAAAAGAAGGCCAUCAUGGAGCAGAAAAGGACGAUGACUGGUGAAAAUGGCGAACAGAUCGAGUACGUAGAGUACACGGACGGUACGAUCGCGCCUGCAUCAGGCGUGAACGCGAAUCCACCGACCGCUAGAACUGCGAGCUCGCCGGUGCAAAGGACACCAGGUAGGAUCGCCGAUUACGAUCCCCUUAGCGAGGCAAGACCGAGCCCCUAUUCCGCCAGGCAAGCGGCCACCACUGUGAUCUAUACGAGCGACAAGGGACCAGUAACGAAUCCACCUACCAGAAAGAUUGGUUCGGUAGCGGAUAUAGACCCCGUGAACGAAUAUUACGGAUCAUUGACGCCAGCAACGAACAACAAUCACGUACCACAACAUCAACCACCUCCACCACCACCUACCAACGUUGGGAGAGUGUACAGAGCGAUGUACGAUUACGAGGCCCAGGAUCUCGACGAAGUAAGCUUCUGCGACGGCGAUCUGAUCGUCAACUGUACGGCCAUCGAUGAAGGUUGGAUGACGGGUCUCGUGCAGCGUACAGGACGACAGGGCAUGCUACCAGCGAACUACGUUGAACCGGCGCAGAUUUAAACGCCACUUCCUCCUCUUCCCAAUCUUCAUCGCCUUUGUUUCUAACCAGAUCUAACUCGAUCGAGGAAACGGUCUGCACGAGGAAGAUGACGAGGAAAGGAGAAACCGCGACGAGCUUCGAGAGGAGCACUCGACGACUUCCGGAAAAGGGAGAAACGCCGAGCGAGACUCUUUCCUGUCCGCCGAAUUCGCGGCAAACCGAAAUUCCUCGCCAGAGGAAUCGAGGUGAAAUCGAACGAUGAAAACGAGCCGAUUUCUCGCGACGAUACCGCGACGACUAUCGUGUAUAUCUAAAAAUAAGUUAUGGAAUCAAAGAUUCUUUGUUACGUCGAUCAAAGUGAUUCCUUUCGUACGUCGUGUAACAUGUUAUCCGAUAAAAAUCGUCGAUCUUCCUUCUCGUACGAUUUGACGAACGAAAGACUCGAUUGAAUAUUUUUUUUUUUUUUUUUCCUCUCUCGAACGUUGAGAAGACGAAGAUGAAAUCGUGACGAUACAAUAUGUUCUUUCCGAGUGCCUGCAAUCGUUUCGCAUUUAAAGUCGAUAAAUUAGAGGUAAUUCCACGUUUGGGACCAAAUUUCGAUCGCCACUUUUGCGAACUUCACGAUAGGUGUUUUUUUUUCCCCUCUCAUAAUAGCAAUUUUAUCCGUGAUCCAAUUUUUUCCACGGCCGACACGGUGUUUCGUGUUCGUCCAACAGUUUUAGCAUUUUUUUUUUUUUCGAAAUCAUUCCGUUGCUGUACGAGGAUUCCACGGUAAUGAUGACUUGAUGAUUACGCGGUGAAAAAGACUGGAAGACUCGAGGUUCCUCGUUUUUUAUGUACUUUAUUCGAAACAAGUCGUUGCAUGCGUUUUCAUUUUUUUUUCUUUUUUUUUUUUUUUUUUUUCUCCCCCUCUUGCUUUUGUAACGGUAUACUGUAACACUUUUGUUUUAUAUCACGUGAACACUUUGCAUUUACACGCAGAGAUGAACGGUUUUCUUUUUAUGUAAAAAUGUUCUUCUGGUCUUUGAGAUUGUAACAAAGGUUCAUCUUCACGCGUCAUCGUUUUUAUCUUUUUCAUUAAAAAUGUUGUUCUAACGAAUUAUAUAUAAAUUGAAUAUUUAUUUACGAAAAGAUUAAAUGAUAGUUGCAAUAAUAUGUUGAAAGACUUACCUUAGACUUGGACAUCAAGCCAUUCUUGCGUUAUUACGUGUUGUGAUCCGAGAAGAAACAACGAUGUGCCUUAUAUACGUAGAGGACAAUCUUUUUAUGAAGUUUUUUAUCGCGAUUUAGAAAAAAUCUAAAGUAUGUAAAA